CUCAACAACUCCACCUCAACACUCACCAUGGAUGCAAAAGCGGUGAUACCAGCGUCAUUCAACACCCAGCUACAAAGCCCCUUUUUCACAACUCCAUCCGAGCUCCGCGAUGCCAUCUACGACCAUCUCAUUCCUCCACGCGCCCACAUUAUUCUCCGCAAUCAGAGACUCCAAUUCUCAGCAUGUGUGCGUCGCAAUGGCGAAGAUUGGCCUCUCCACACCGGCCCGGAUCCAAUUGUGAAAGGCAAAUGCAGAACCGCUGCCGAUCACCUGUUGUGGGAACGCUUGAGGUCACCAUGGGGUUCGCAUUUUCGAUGUGAAGAGGUUGCCAACGGUAGCGAAGAUUCCCAGCAAGAAUUUGAAGGGGAGACUAUGGUUUGGAUGAAUCCAACGAGAGUGUGCCGUCGCAUGCUUACUGAAUUUGUGGGUCGCAUGGCAGACGUGAUUGUGCUGCAUGUCAAUGAUCUCAACACACUCGGAAUCGUACUUCCACGCGAUUCUGAGCCUGAGCAGCCUAAGAAUAAAACAUCGACGUUGCUGGAACACCUCGUCGGCCACCUCAAGGCUCUGGAUAUCAGCAUGAGGCUUGACUUAUCGGCGUACGUCAACAUUGAACAAGAAAGCGAUUACCCGUCCAAGAACCCUGACCUAUCGGAUCUUGUUCAAAGGUUCGGGAAGAGGGAUGUCCCAACAUCAGCAUGGACAGCCCUCCCCCUGGCCCUCAAGUACAUGCCUGCUCUCCGACAUUUAGAUAUCUGGCUUGAUCACACCCAUCCAAUGUCAUGGUGCAUUGUAAAUGAACGCGCUUUCUUGACCCCUCUGUUCACCAUGACACUCCGCACCAACCCCGAUCUGGCCAUCUCUAUCAAUCUGCCAAAGCCUAACCCCAGAUACCAAUCCCCGGAUCGCCAUCUUCUGUGGGAUAGUUUGGAAGUCUUGGGAACGGGUCAGAAAUCAGGCUCAGGACGAAUAAGGAUCAUCCGCCGCGAUCGGCAGCGCCAGUCUCCUGUAAAUUGGCUUGACGGGACCGCGCGUAUAAAUUGGAGAUCUGACCUAUCUAUCUGA
This is a messenger RNA of Lindgomyces ingoldianus, 1065 nucleotides long. RefSeq lists its product as uncharacterized. The transcript has 2 exons. NCBI's taxonomy places the organism in Eukaryota, Fungi, Ascomycota, Dothideomycetes, Pleosporales, Lindgomycetaceae. The coding region runs from base 28 to 1065 and encodes 345 amino acids. The record is from RefSeq and is a predicted model, not a curated record.